UUUAAGAGGAUUAUUGCAAAGGAGAACACAGAGCAAUUACUUUCACUCAUCAUCAUCACACCUGCAUGCACACACAGAUUCACACACUGAACUCACACAGACACAAGCAAACACAGGCUGCAGUGAGGAAAAGCUCUGAGACUCGGUGAAGCAGCGGGGAACGAGCAAGGAUGCAGGAAUAUGAUAUUAUUGUGCUUGGAACUGGACUUAAGGAAUGUAUCCUCUCUGGAUUAAUGUCUCUAAGUGGGAAAAAGGUUCUUCACAUUGACAAGAAUCCUUACUAUGGAGGAGAGAGUGCGUCGAUUUCUCCCCUGGAAGAAUUGUACAAGAAGUUUAAGGUUCCAGGUCCUUUGAAAUCCACCAGCCGUGGGAAAGAGUGGAACAUUGACCUCAUCCCCAAAUUUUUUCUUGCCACUGGUCAACUGGUGAAAAUCUUGGUGCACACUGAGGUUACUCGCUAUCUGGACUUCAAAGUGAUUGAAGGCAGCUAUGUAUACAAAGGAGGCAAACUGCACAAAGUCCCUGCCACAGAAGAAGAUGCUCAUUCUUCAGAUCUGAUGGGCAUGUUUGACAAGAGAAGGUUAAAGAAGCUGCUGCUCUUCGCCCUUAACUUUGACGUGAGAAACCCUCGCACCUACCAGGACAUUGAUCCUCAGAAAACAACCACGCGGGAUCUGUUUGCUCGCUUUGACCUGGGCCUUGAUGUAAUAGAGGUCAUAGGUCAUACCAUAGCAUUACACAGCAGUGAGAGUUACCUGGACGAACCCUGUGUGGAGACUAUCAGCAGGAUCAGACUCUACGUUGAGUCUCUGACCCGCCACAACACCACACCGUACCUGUACCCCGUGUACGGGCUGGGAGAACUACCCCAGGGAUUUGCCAGACUGAGCGCAGAAUAUGGAGGAACCUUCUUGUUGAACAGAACAGUGGAUGAAAUUGUGAUGGACAACGGCAAAGUGACAGCUGUGAAAUCUGAGGGGAAGCUGUUCCACUGUAAACAGUUAAUCUGUGAUCCCAGCUACGUUCCCAAUCGGGUCAGGAAAGUCGGACGGGUCAUAAGGGUGAUCUGUUUAUUAAACCAUCCAGUUAAAAACACUCACGAGGCCAACUCCUGUCAGAUCAUCAUCCCUCAAACACAGCUCAACAGAAAGUCAGACAUCUAUAUAUCUGUAGUCUCUUUUAACCACAACGUGGCCUCAGAUGGGAUGUACAUCGCCACAGUGAGCACGACCGCAGAAACCAUCAACCCAGAAAAAGAAGUGCAGCCGGGGCUGGAGCUUCUCGAGCCCAUCAUGGAAAAAUUUGUGUCUGUCAGCAACCUGCUAGUUCCAAAAGACGACGGAACAAAGAGUCAGAUAUUUGUGUCCCGCUCAUUUGACGCAACAAACCACUUUGAGGCUGAAUGUCUAGACAUCAAAGAUAUGUACCGCCGGCUCACAGGAGCAGAGCUCAGCUUUGUGGCAUCACGACACCAGUCUCAUAACUCAGAUGAAGACUGAGACAGACUUGUGACAUCAGGACCAAAUGAUUCAACAGCUGGAAGGCUAAAAUGACAUAAUGAUAAUUAUUAUGCUGCACAGCGGUAAAGCAGUGGGUGUUAUGUAGCGUGUAGAGUGAACUCUGAGUGUGCUUUGUAAAUGUUUAACA
Acanthochromis polyacanthus (spiny chromis) is the source of this 1647-nucleotide messenger RNA. RefSeq lists its product as uncharacterized. The transcript is spliced from 11 exons. Gene Ontology annotation, biological process: small GTPase-mediated signal transduction; vesicle-mediated transport; protein transport. The record is from RefSeq and is a predicted model, not a curated record. Lineage: Eukaryota; Metazoa; Chordata; Actinopteri; Pomacentridae. Gene Ontology annotation, cellular component: cytoplasm. Gene Ontology annotation, molecular function: Rab GDP-dissociation inhibitor activity. The coding region runs from base 171 to 1499 and encodes 442 amino acids.